Vanrija pseudolonga is the source of this 1064-nucleotide messenger RNA. Its product is annotated as Protein qutG. The transcript has 9 exons. The coding region runs from base 419 to 1048 and encodes 209 amino acids. Gene Ontology annotation, biological process: signal transduction; phosphatidylinositol phosphate biosynthetic process; inositol metabolic process. Gene Ontology annotation, molecular function: inositol monophosphate 1-phosphatase activity. The record is from RefSeq and is a predicted model, not a curated record. Lineage: Eukaryota; Fungi; Basidiomycota; Tremellomycetes; Trichosporonales; Trichosporonaceae.
CCAUAAUACGCAGAACAAGCAGAACAAUGCCAGAGGACACGUACGACGAGAUCCUCGAGUUUGCGUACGCCCUUGCCGAGGACGCCGGCAAGCUCAUCCUCGAGGGCUCGGCGAAGCGAUGGCGCGCGCACCAGGAGUACGAGGUCAAGAAGAACCCCGUUGAUCUUGUGACAGAGACGGACCAGGCCGUCGAGGACUUCAUCAAGGCGGCCAUUGUCGCCAAGUACCCCAGCCACAAGUUGUGCGUGCGCGCCCACGUUGUUGCCCGCUCACGCCAGCAUCGGCGAGGAGAGCUCCGAGGGCAAGGCCAAGCCCGUGCUCACAGACGAAUACACUUGGAUCGUCGACCCGAUUGAUUGACGCCAGCUUCAUCCACGCAAAGUAAGACGCGCCCAGAGGCACCACUUACCCUAGCCCGAUGGUCGGGUGCAGUAUCGGCGUGGUACAUCGCUCGCGCCCCGUCGUGGGGGUCAUCAACCAGCCGUUCCUCAACCGUAUUUUCUCCGCAGCAGAGGGACGCGGCGCCUUCAUGAACCGCACCACGCCGCUCCCGCUCACCGGCGGCAUCCCGCAGCCGCUCACCCAGCUCAACCAGUGCCUCAUUGCCGCCGAGUGGGGCUCCGAGCGCUCGGCCGACACGAUGGAUAAGAAGAUCAACAGCUUCCGCAAACUCAACGGCGACCCGGACAAGGGCAUCGACGGCGGCAAGUUUGUGCAUGCGCUGAGGACGACUGGCGCGACGACGUGCAAUCUUGUGUGUGUUGCAGCUGGCGAGCUCGACAUUUCAUGGGAUGCCGGCUGCUGGGCAUGGGACGUGGCGGCCGCCGCCGUCAUCCUGAAAGAAACCGGCGCCUUCUUCCACGGCGGAAAGGAGCUGUACGCGCGCGACGCGCCAAUCGGCGAGAUCCUCAUGUCGCGGCGAUACGUCGCUGUGCGUGCGCUCCCGCCCACCGACACCGAGACGUCGGAGCAGAUCCAGCGGCGGCUCGCGACCGAGCUGUAUGAGGCGGUUGAAGAGUGGACCACGCCCAGCAUGAAGGGCUACUAGAUAUCUAGACACUGCU